This is a messenger RNA of Lathyrus oleraceus (garden pea), 719 nucleotides long. Its product is annotated as 25.3 kDa vesicle transport protein. Lineage: Eukaryota; Viridiplantae; Streptophyta; Magnoliopsida; Fabales; Fabaceae. Gene Ontology annotation, molecular function: SNAP receptor activity. The record is from RefSeq and is a predicted model, not a curated record. The transcript has 3 exons. Gene Ontology annotation, biological process: endoplasmic reticulum to Golgi vesicle-mediated transport; retrograde vesicle-mediated transport, Golgi to endoplasmic reticulum. Bases 93 to 665 code for a protein of 190 amino acids.
ACUCUUAACUGUACUUUUGUUUGGUAAUGUAGUCUGGUUUGGUUCGGUUGCAAAGUUCAAGACUUUGAGAGGGAGAUUGUAAACUGAGAAAGAUGGUGAAGUUGACUAUGAUUGCUCGUGUUACUGAUGGUCUUCCACUGGCUGAAGGACUAGAUGAUGGUCGAGAUCUUAAAGAUGGUGAAUUUUACAAACAGCAAGUCAAGGCGUUGUUUAAGAAUCUAUCAAGAGGGCUUAAUGAGGCGUCGAGGAUGUCAGUUGAAAGUGGUCCUUACAUUUUCCAUUAUAUUAUAGAAGGACGGGUCUGUUACUUGACAAUGUGUGAUCGGGCAUACCCUAAGAAACUAGCAUUUCAAUAUCUUGAAGAGCUCAGGAAUGAGUUUGAGCGUGUUAAUGGGGCUCAAAUCGAAACUACUGCCAGACCUUAUGCCUUCAUUAAGUUUGACACGUUUAUACAGAAGACAAAGAAACUUUACCAGGAUACCCAUACACAGCGCAAUAUUGCAAAAUUGAAUGAUGAACUUUAUGAAGUCCACCAGAUUAUGACUCGAAAUGUGCAGGAAGUUCUUGGUGUUGGUGAACAGUUGGAUCGUAAGUUAUUCAUUGUAUUUUUGAAUAAUUGUAGUUUUUGUUUAUGCAAUUUAGCUGCUGAUUGCCUAAGAAUUUGAACAUAAUAUAAGCCUCUACUAUAUAUGCAUCCAAUGGUGUUGGGUUUUCCUGAU